Eruca vesicaria subsp. sativa (arugula) is the source of this 1291-nucleotide messenger RNA. NCBI's taxonomy places the organism in Eukaryota, Viridiplantae, Streptophyta, Magnoliopsida, Brassicales, Brassicaceae. The record is from the annotation of a GenBank genome assembly.
CUCAAGUUCUCAUACACAGCUCUCAUAAGAUAAACCCUACGAUUCUCAGAAUCCAACUCAAGCGAAGAUGCUACUACGAAGCGCGUCGACUCCACUUCUCAACUCAUUGGUUCACACCUCGAGUCCAAGAGAAUCUCCAAUCGAGGCCGUUGAAUCUAUCCACCAGAUCACUCAUCCUCUCUUCCUCCUCCUCGUUCUGUUACAGCCCGAUGUCCGUCCACUCCAGCGACGAAUCCGCGAGGAGGAUUAAAAAGACGGCGUCAGAGAGCGAUCUACGUCAUCUGACGUCGACGAAGCCACCGGCGAGUAAGUUCCUCAGCGGCGGUGCUCUGAUGGAAGACGUGGAAGAAGGAAUCGGAUUCGGGUUAAUCCGCACGUCUUCUUACGAUGGAUUACGCUGGGGUUUGGAGAAGGAGGAGGAGGAGGAUGUUACUGAGGUUAGCGGCGGCGGUGGUCGUGGUGGUGGGGUUAUCCACGGCGGAGGAAAUGGUGAUAGAUCUGACGGUGAGGAUGGAGAUGGAGAUGAUGAUAGUGUUACAGAUGUUCAUUAUCGGAAGAUGAUUGAAGCUAAUCCUGGAAACGUGAUUUUUCUUAGUAAUUACGCUAAGUUUUUGAAAGAGGUUCGUAAAGAUUACUUGAAAGCGGAAGAGUAUUGCGGGAGAGCUAUUCUGACGAAUCCUAAUGAUGGGAAUGUUUUGGCUAUGUACGGUGAAUUGGUGUGGAUUAUUCAUAAGGAUUCGUGUCGUGCUGAGUCUUAUUUUAAUCGAGCUGUUGCAGCUGCUCCUGAUGACUGUUAUGUACAAGCUUCGUAUGCACGGUUUCUUUGGGAUGCUGAUGAGGAAGAGGAGGAGGUGGAGAGACAUGAAGAUGAACUUGAGCCUCAGACUUCUCGAAUGAGUUUUUACACUGGUACUUCUCCAAUUACGGCCGUGUAUUAACUCGUGCUCUCGGCUUCUCCAUCCAGUUUAUAUAUUUUUAUAGAAGUUAGAUAAACGUGUUACGUCUAAGAUCUAUCUAACCCUUUUGUUUUAAUGUGAAUUCGUUAUUGUUUGCUUCAUGGGUGUUUCUCUGCUUCAGUGUUAGAAUUUGCAUCAGUUGUAGUAGUACCACGUGAAAGAAAAAUAAUGAUUAUGGAAUAAAAGUUUUGUAACUAAACUGGGGCUGUGUGGAUCUAUUUCUGAAAUUUUCUGUAAGAACUGAGUUUCAGACACAAACGAGUUCAGAGCAUCUGUUGUUAGAUGAAUCUGACUCGUCGCCAUACACUAAGUCUAUUAUAAAGGAGAACAACCAU